Thermothielavioides terrestris NRRL 8126 is the source of this 462-nucleotide messenger RNA. RefSeq lists its product as uncharacterized. The transcript has a single exon. Bases 1 to 462 code for a protein of 153 amino acids. NCBI's taxonomy places the organism in Eukaryota, Fungi, Ascomycota, Sordariomycetes, Sordariales, Chaetomiaceae. The record is from RefSeq and is a predicted model, not a curated record.
AUGGCGGACCCGCUAUCCGUCGCCGGCUUGGCGACGGGCGUGGUCUCGCUGGGUCUCCAGGUAUACGGCGGCAUCACAUCGUACCUCGACGCUCUGAAAUGCCGCAAGGAAGACAUCGCUUCCGCAAGACAGCAGGUCGAGUGUCUCGACAAGGCACUACAGGUGGUCAAAACGUCACUACCGCAGCUCCAACAGGAGCACCAGGCACCCACGGCCGCGGUGCGCGGUUGUCUCGACUCUUGCAGCCGGGAGCUCAAGGGCUUGCAGACUUUAAUAGCCGAGCUCGCCGGCCCCGACAAGGCCACGUCCGGGGGGAAAGAAAAGGUGCAGGCUUUCAGCAAAAAGCUGCGCUAUCCGUUCAACCGGCCAAAGAUCGAGCUGCUGGAAAUGAGGCUGCGCAACGCCAAUUCAACGCUUCAGCUGGCUUUGCAGGCUCUCGGCAUGUAUGUGUUACCUACCUAG